This is a messenger RNA of Sphaerulina musiva SO2202, 2355 nucleotides long. Its product is annotated as initiation factor 2. The record is from RefSeq and is a predicted model, not a curated record. Bases 1 to 2355 code for a protein of 784 amino acids. Gene Ontology annotation, molecular function: translation initiation factor activity; GTP binding; GTPase activity. NCBI's taxonomy places the organism in Eukaryota, Fungi, Ascomycota, Dothideomycetes, Mycosphaerellales, Mycosphaerellaceae. The transcript is spliced from 2 exons. Gene Ontology annotation, biological process: translational initiation.
AUGCAGCAGGAUGAGUCAGCUGCAUCGCACAGGUUCGAGCCUAUAGGAGGGCGACGUUUGGAACGCGCGGGAGACGUUAACUAUUCUCACUCGGACCGCGACGCUAGCGCUCACCAUGCUCGCCGUUCGGACCGACUUGACGUCGACCAGGAAGGAGGCGAGAAUGCACCCGCCCUAGACACUCGCCAGUUGCGCAGGAAAGCUGCCAGGAAGAGCAGAUGGGCAGACGCUGAAGAAGAUGAAGUUGUAGUGGAAAAGAGCAGAGGUGCUGGCCGCAAAGCUCAACGUGCUGGCAGACAGGAGUAUGACGAAGACGAGGACGAGGAAGCUGAAGCUCGUGAGAGGUUUCGGGCCCGCAAGGCAGCUCGUCAAGCCGAGAAAGAGGCAAGAGAAGAAGAACGACGUAGGAGUGCUCGUCGCGAACGUGAAGUCAAGAAAGCCGAGGACGCCACGCCCAUUGCCAUACCUGAAUUCGUCAGUGUUCAGCAGCUCUCGCAACUGCUGGGAGUCCGCUACGAGCAGUUCAUUGAAAGUCUGCAAGAUCUUGGCUAUGAUGAUGUUUUUCCAGGCAUGACGCUGAAUUCCGAGACCAGUGGUAUGAUUGCCAUGGAGUACAACUUUGACCCCACCAUCGACACUGGCGUGCGCGAGGAAGAGGAGCGCGAUCUCAAGCCCAGACCCGAGCUUGAAGAUCAGCAGUUUCUGCCAACCCGACCUCCUGUUGUGACCAUUAUGGGUCACGUCGAUCACGGCAAAACUACCAUCCUGGACUAUCUCCGCAAGUCAUCAGUUGCAGCAGGAGAAGCUGGCGGCAUCACUCAGCACAUUGGUGCCUUUAGCGUUCCGAUGGCAAGCAGCGGCACGACGAUCACUUUCCUUGACACACCUGGACACGCAGCUUUCUUGGCCAUGCGACAACGCGGUGCAAAUGUGACAGACAUUGUCAUUUUGGUCGUAGCAGCCGACGAUAGUGUCAAGCCACAGACUCUGGAAGCCAUCAAGCACGCCAAAGCUGCCGGAGUGCCUAUGAUUGUCGCCAUCAACAAGAUCGACAAAGAGGAAGCUGAUAUCGAGCGCGUCAAGCAAGACCUUGCUCGUCAUGGUGUCGAGAUUGAAGACUAUGGUGGUGAAACUCAAAUCGUCCCUGUUUCUGGCAAGACUGGCAAAGGAAUGGACGAACUUGAAGAAACCGUGGUCGCGCUGUCCGAGAUUCUCGACCGCCGCGCAGAAAUAGAUGGGCCUGUGGAAGGAUGGGUCCUCGAAGCCACUACCAAGGAGCGUGGACGCGUCGCCACAGUGCUUGUUCGUCGCGGGACUCUCAAACCAGGCGCGGUCAUCGUCGCCGGUAAGACAUGGGCGCGCGUCCGCACCUUGCGCAACGAAGGCGGCCGUGAGUUGAGUAAAGUAGGCCCUGGCAUGCCUAUCGAAGUCGAUGGCUGGCGAGAUCAGCCCAUGGCCGGUGAUGAAGUCCUUGAGGCCCCUACUGAGCAAAAGGCCACUUCCGUGACCGAAUUCAGACAAGAGCUCGACGAAAGGCAAAGGGCUGCAGCUGAUAUGGAAGCUAUCAAUGAGUCCCGACGAAGAGCAUCUGAACGCCAGCGAAAAGAACGCGAAGCCGCUGAAGCCAUGAAACAAGCCCAACGAACUGCAAAUGCUGAAGGUGGCACGGCAGAUGUGUCCAUCAAACCAGACAAUCUCGAUGCUCCUCAACAAGAACAAACGACAGGACAGAUGGACGUCCCUUUCAUCAUCAAAGCCGACGUUUCCGGUUCCGCAGAGGCUGUCUCGACGUACAUCUUGUCCGUCUCCAAUCCUCUCAUCGCUCCCUCUAUCCUCCUCUCCCAAGUAGGCCCCAUCCACGAAAGCGAUAUCGAACUCGCCGAUGCUGCCGGGGCUCACAUCAUCGCUUUCAACUUACCUCCUGAUCCCCAGAUGCAAGGACAAGCUGAAGCACGGGGCAUCAAGAUCCUCGAGAACAAUAUCAUCUAUCGAGUCCUGGAUGACGUAAAGGCUGUGCUAGAAGAGAAACUCCCCCCGAUUGUCAGCCAACGCGUCUUAGGCGAAGCCGAAGUCAGCGCAGCAUUCGAGAUCAGCCUGGGAGGACGCAAGAAGAUGAUGAUUGCCGGCUGCAAAGUGAGAAACGGUACGGUUGGUAAGGGGUCCCGAGUGAGGAUCAUGAGGGGAAGCGAGAAGAUUUAUGAUGGUUCCAUCACGUCUCUCAAAAACGUCAAGAAAGACGUUACGGAGAUGCGCAAGGGCACGGAAUGUGGAAUAGGAUUUGAUGGUUGGGAAGGGUUUGAAGUGGGAGAUCAGGUCCAGACGUAUGAAGUAAUCAGUGAGAAGAGGAAGUUGUAA